ACUGAUGACUGAUCUCUGGCAGGUUUAUUGAUGUUGCCGUUAUGACUUUUGUACGAAGUAUGUUCUUUGAGAAGUUGUGUUAAUCUAAUUGAACAUGUAGCUUUAAAGUGCUCGAUUGGUCUGUGUAUUUUCUCUUAAUUUUUGCCAAAUAAUUACGCAAAUAUUUGCCUUUAGGCCCUCUCAUUGAUAUUCGCCUUUCUAGCUUUAUUUUAUUCUAUAAUCAGAAUGUCCACUUGUGUCAACAAACGGGACGACAGACAGAACAGUCUGUCCGGACAUCUUAACUGAGGACCUAAAGAUGUUGCGGUUGGUCCAACCCCUCCCAUGGCUGUGCGCAGAAAAGCGCACACGCUCGUGCUCUUUACGCAUCGUUUUGGUCCAGCGUUUCCUAUAAAAUUCACUUUCAUCGAGGAACACCUACAGCACAGUCUCGAAUCUUUUCCAGUCUUUCAAGUGGUGCACAAGGAUACCCUAAUGAGAUCAUUACCCUGGGUACAGAAGCCUAGCAUGGGUGACUGCGGAUUCGCUGCUUGAAGGAGAGACGAAACGCCAAGGAUUACAUCCAUUAAUGUUGGAGUGAGCCGUAGGACUGAUAAACAAUCGAAGUCUGUGCGGAUGAUUGGAUAAAGCCUGAGUACAGAAUGGCAAGUGUAAACCGAUAGGGACGGUGUAAACAUUGGCAGACCUCAUUUCCCUGUUACCUCCAUUUCCUCUAGCCUAUCUGCCGCAGAGACAAAACGUGCGGUUUUGGUUUCACAAGGAACACCUCAUAAAAGAAAUAACAGGCUCAGAACGGGGAGUUCAGUUUUUGUUGUUGUUGCAAUUAAUUUCAUCACAAGGAGACCCGCGCUUUUUUAGAAUGUGGGACUCCGUGUCAUGCAGGGAAGUUGGUAUUUUAAUUGCGCAGCCAGAGUUUCCACAUAUCUGCUGAAGUGAUGUGAUUGUUUUGUUUCCCCUUUCGUCUGCGGCCAGGCUGCAGGCAUCUUCGUCAGAGGUGUUCCCUCGUUGCCUGUGCAACUGAAAUUAAAUCGCAUCUUCGACAACGUGACGUAGCCUACAACAUUAGUUGAUCUUCUUUUAAAGAUAUACCUGUAUGGUAUAUUGGUUUUAUUGUCGGUAUGAGCUGUCUCUUCAAGACAUCGCUACAUGUAGCAGUCAGGAGUGAUGCCUCAUUCAUCAAGUUCAACUCUGGAGUUUCUUUCCUGACUCUAACCCUUUCUGGCUGUCGGCAAAUGUAAAUUACUUUCAGACUAAAUUAUAAUAUGAUAAAUUCAUAAAUGGGCGUUACCGUUAGUAAUGACAAGUUAGCAUGAGUCUUGGAAGAGCUUGCAGUGUACACUAACACAAGUAUGGGAGCAAAACAGACAAAGGGGGCUGAGGCUGGCCCAAGCCCUCAUCACGGUUGGAAACGGACACCGACAAAGGAGCGAAACGAUUUAUUUGCCUCGUUCAUGUUAAGGUCAGGGGACCGACUUAGCCGAAGCGGGACCCCUCCUCCUUACCAGCGACGUAUCGGGAUGAUUCAGGAGAUGAUGAUGAUGGCAAAGCAAGGAAAACAAGACGAGGCAACAGAGAUGCUGAAGACACUCCGACAGGAUUUAGGAAUGGAGUCCACGUCUCUGGAUGAUGUCCUGUACCGAUACGCCAGCUUCCGCAACCUGGUGGACCCCAUCACCCAUGACUUGAUCAUCAGCCUGGCCAAAUACGUCCACUGCCCCAAAACGGAGGGUGACUCGCUGGGUGCCAUGGAGAAGGUUUGCCGGCAGCUGACGUACCACCUGAGCCCGCACUCUCACUGGAGGCGGCAGGGUCUGCUGAAGAGGAAGCCUCAGGCCUGCCUGAAGUCUGUUUUGUCCGUCCCUCCAGCCAGUGGGGCCUUAGACCUGUCGGGCAUUCCUCUGGCCGUGCGGGACAUGGAGCGCCUUUGCGCUCACCUCCAGCGCCACGCCUCGCGCAUCUGCAGCCUGGAGCUGGGCUUCACCGAGCUUACGGACGAGGCCUUCCUGGUGCUGCUUCCCACGCUGGCCGUCCUGCCCCGCCUCGAGACGUUGGCCCUCAACGGCAACCGGCUGACACGUGCCGUCCUCAAGGAGCUCACAGACACCCUGAAGGACCCGGACAGCUUCCCCAGCGUCACAUGGAUCGACCUGGGCAACAACGUGGACAUCUUCUCCCUGCCGCAGCCCUUCCUGGUGAGCCUGCGCAAGCGAUGCCCCAAGCAGGGCAACCUGCCCACCAUCUUGGAGUUCGGGGAGAGCCAGGCCAGUGAGCCCGAGUACAGGGUGGACGGUGAGGAUGAGGGCGACGACACCAACCGGACCGAGAGCACAGGUGAGCUGCGGUCCGAAGUUGAGGGAGAGCUGGAAGGGGAGAUGGACGGAGAGAUGGAAAUCGAGGAGAUGAUGGAAGAACUGCUGGACUUUGAUCGAGAGGUGCAGGGCAAGGAGGACGAGGAUGAGAGCAUGUGGACCAUGGAAGACCAACGAGUCGGGAAAAAAACGAGACAGGAGAAGCCGAGCAAAGUGAAGAAGGGAAAGGAGGCAGUGAAAGCGGAGGAGGAGGACGACACCCAGAGUCAGUCCUCACAGAUGUCUUGCUCCAGUCCGUCCCACAAUUCCUCUGGGGCCUUUGAACUGCACAAAGAGGACAGUGGGAAUAGGGCAGCACCUCCCUCAGACAACUUGACCUGAGAUCCACAUGUCGAUUAUCUGUGCCAUUCUUUGUAAUUCUGUGUGUCGUUUAGAGAGAGAGUGACAAGGAGAGAGAACACGACAAACCCUGUCAUCUCCAGUUGUGGGUAGCUUUGGUUGGGAGCUUGCCCAAACCAAAAAGAUUGGGAGGGGUCAUUGAUGGUUCAUUUUGAGGAGAUGACAACCAACAAAUGACAGCAACGUGUAUGAUUUCAUUAGCCCUAAUAUAUAACCUAACGUGUAAUAUAGUACUGCAGUCUGAACCACUCGUUAAAUACAAAGAUUAUAUUUUACUGUAAACUGGUAUGUUUUUAAUAUAUCAUUCAGGUGUCUCUCCCCUUUAUCCUGUCCAGUUGUGGACAUAUGCCUAUGUGCCUGUGACAUUGCUACCUUGCUGUAGAAUGGAUUGUGUAUUUGCGGAGUUGGAAAGUGAGGAUGAGACAGAGCAAGGCAGACAUGUCUUCAUCCCCCCCUAAUUCUCUGCCUUCAAAUCUAUGCACCCAGCUCUUAGAAAUAACCAGCACUCCCCAGGCCCUUUGUUCCUGCCCAGUAUUUCCUAAUCAAUAAAUACCGCCCAGAGCUUUGGUUUGACAGCAGGCGGAUGUGCUGAGAGCAGCUUUAAUGAAGUGUUACCUUUUGAAGAGGGGACAAACCAAAAAAGAAAAAAAAAACACACUGAAAAGGAACAGACUAGCGAGAGAGGAUGUCCCUCUUUGACAGUAUUUAGGAUCUGUACAAAAGCAAGCUGUCACUGUGAGGGGAAACAGUGCCUGAGGAAGGGAAGGGAAUGAACUAAAGAGAUUCCUCUCCCUAGUUGUCUAAAGAGGCACAUCUUUUGGACAACAGACUGAGGAGGGGAGUUUCAGCUUAAAGGUGCAGUACGUAGGAUUUAGUGGCAUCUAGUGGGGAGGCUGCAGAUUGGCUUCUUUCUGAGCAUGUAGCAGAGCCACCAGGUGUCAUAAAGAAACGUGAAAGGGCCUCUUGAGUUUCAGUGCGGUUUAUCCAUUCUGUGCUACUUUAGAAACAUGGCCGUGCAACAUGGAGUCUAUGUUGAUACGGAUCACUUAUUGUAAGCUAACGAAAACACAACGAUUCAUAGUCAUAGUUGAUUAUACACAAAUGAAAACAUAGUUAUGAUUAUUAUAUUUGAUUUCUACUAACCGCUCUCCCUACAUCCUACUGCACUGUUGCAAAUUAGGAAAUUUUGAUAUGUAAUUACCAGAGCCAUCCUAGCCUCGCUCACCCCUUUAUUCACACAUACAUAACUUCUCACAAAUAGUGUUUCUUUUCAUUUCUAGGAAAUAUUUACACCUACUUAAAUGUACCUUAUAUAAUUGAAUAUCUUUCAUAAUUGUACAGUUAUGAAGGAAGCGUGUUGUUCAAUUACUUUUAGAGUGGGAUAAGAAUCUGCUUUGAACACAUGUAAAUGUAUUUUGCUAAUUAGAUGCUGCUAUCUCUGUUUGCUUAGAGGUUGUACAACUACCCAAAUCUUAUUGUGAAUAAUUAUAUCCCAUACAAGCUAAAUUACAGUAUUUGUGUCAAUCUUUCCCCUUAUAUAUUGGAGCCUCUUUUAAAUGAAUUGAACAGAUACCCCGUGUGCACUUUAAUGAAAUAUGUUUCUCAUUCUCAGGUCCUCAUACCAUAAGGAGUGCUUUCAUCUCAGAGAAAGACAUUCUGUUAAUGUCAUUGUGGGUUUGUCAAAAAAUCAUAGUUAACCUCAAUUCAUCAUUAGUUUAAAUGUUCAGUGAAUCUGUGAUUCCGUAUUUAGUGUAGCAGAGUGACCACUGACUGAUAAUAAUGAUCUACUCCAGACAUGUUUGCACCAUGCCUAUAGUGAGUCUUUAUGGACCUAUCUGCAUUUAAAAUGAGUUGACACUAAGUAAAACUACAAAUGUAAUGUGAAGUAACAUGAACCUGAUGCAAACAAUUUUCAUUUAAAUUGUUAAUUAACAUAAUAAAAAGAUGACAUUUUUCUGAUAUUGACAUUCAUACUACUGUACUUUGUCCCUGGAUCCUCAUUAGUCUCUAUUUCUUGGAACCCCAUUUUAAUGUUAAAACUUUUACAUGCAUUGAAAUGUAUUGCUCCAAACAAUGGCUAAACAAUGUUAGCCUCAAAGAUGAGUCUAGUAAUUAAAACAAGAGCUGGGUUUUUUUUACACAUUAUUGGGCAUAUCACCAAUGUAGACUAGCCUAUGUAGGCACCUGUCUGGGUGGAUUUUCAUUUUUAAUAUACUUCAGUACGCCUAUGUCGUGAUUGUUUGUAUAAGCAACCAGAUGCCAUGCUUUCUUUCCUCUUAGUCCUUUGCACUGGUCAAAUGAGCAUGAUUAGGGAGGCUGUUUAAGACACCUUUCAUCCAAAAAGAACAACUCUAUAUCAUUACCCUGUACAAAUGUAUAGCUUCUUGCCAAAAAAGAAUGAAUGUCAUGUCUAAUAAUAAUAAUAAAAUAAAAUAAAACUGAAUCCA
Messenger RNA from Alosa alosa (allis shad), 5155 nucleotides. It is a transcript of the gene lrrc75a, whose product is annotated as leucine rich repeat containing 75A. The record is from RefSeq and is a predicted model, not a curated record. NCBI's taxonomy places the organism in Eukaryota, Metazoa, Chordata, Actinopteri, Clupeiformes, Clupeidae. Bases 1350 to 2690 code for a protein of 446 amino acids. The transcript has 5 exons.